AGUAGAUUCAAACACUUGAUUCAAGAAAUGUUUAUUUAAGGUAGAGAAGACGUUUUUGAUGAAUUGAAUAGUAUUCGAUAAAGAUUUGGGAUUGAUUUGGCAAUCCGAAUGUAAUCCACAAAUUAUUCGACACAAAAAAAUUGACAAUAAGAAUCUGAUAGUGUCUUCAAACAAAUACUUCACUUCUAUUAAGUGAGCAGUGACUCAGUGAGUCACAAACCCAGAACAAUCAAUCAUCUCUAACCUUUGGUCAAACUCCAUUUCAAUGGAAUCACUAAAAACAUGCACUUUCAUCUCCUUCUUUCUCUUUAACCUCCAUUUUCUUCCUCUUUUCUUUCAAAUAAUCACAGCCACUGAAAACCCAUCAUCAUCAAUCAUCUCUAGAUUCCAAGAAUACCUUAAAAUCAACACAGCGCAACCAAACCCCAACUAUAAGGAAGCUGCUGAGUUUAUACUUUCUCAAGCUAAAUCUUUGUCCCUUAAAUCACAAACUAUUGAAUUUGUCAAAGAUAAGCCUUUGAUUGUUCUCAAAUGGCCGGGGAAAAACCCUAAAUUGCAGUCAGUUAUUCUUAAUUCUCAUACUGAUGUUGUUCCUGUGGAAUCUAAUAAGUGGGUUCAUGACCCUUUUGGUGCCCAUAUUGAUUCUCAGGGUAAUAUAUAUGCUAGAGGUUCUCAGGAUAUGAAAUGUGUGGGUUUGCAAUACUUGGAAGCUAUACGGAAGCUCAAGGAUUCUGGGUUUGAGCCCACGCGUACAAUUUACGUGACAUUUGUGCCUGAUGAAGAAAUUGGAGGGCAUGACGGGGCUGAAAUGUUCGCCCUGUCUGAUGCAUUUAAAAAAAUGAACGUGGCCUUUUUUCUAGACGAGGGACUUCCAUCACCAGGAAAGAAGUAUCGAGCAUUCUAUGCUGAGAGAUCACCAAUGUGGACUGUGAUUAAGGCUACUGGGGCCCCUGGACACGGGGCUAAGUUGUAUGAUAAUACAGCAAUGGAGAAUUUGUUGAAGAGUAUUGAAAGUAUUAGGAGAUUUCGAGCUUCACAAUUUGAUAUGGUAAAGGCUGGAUUAAAAGCCGAAGGAGAAGUGAUUUCAGUAAAUAUGGUUUAUCUGAAAGCUGGCACUCAAACUCCUACUGGUUUUGUCAUGAACUUGCAACCUUCUGAGGCUGAAGCAGGUUUUGAUAUUCGGGUUCCACCAACUGCUGAUCAAGAUGCCCUUGAGAAACGUAUCGCUGAGGAAUGGGCCCCUGCUUCACGUAACAUGACAUUUGAGUUUAAGCAGAAGAAAUCUGUGCUAGACAACUUUGGUAAACCAGCUCUCACUGCUGUCGGCAAAUCAAACCCUUGGUGGGUCCUUCUAGAAGAAGCUGUUUACAGUGCUGGUGGAGAACUUGAAAAGCCGGAAAUUUUCCCUGCCUCCACAGACGCUCGUUACUUUAGGCAACAAGGCCUGCCUGCUAUAGGUUUCUCUCCAAUGGUGAACACUCCAGUUCUACUACAUGACCACAAUGAGUUCCUAAACCAAGAAGAGUAUCUUAAAGGAAUCGACAUAUAUGUGUCUAUCAUCAAAGCUUAUGCAUCUUAUGCUGAGCAUUCUGAAACAAGAGAUUCCAGCUCAAGCGAUGAAUUGUAAAAGUGCCAUUUGCCGUCCAAAAUAUCAGAUGUGGUGUCACUAUGCUGUUCGGUUGCACGUUUCCUACGUCAAAGCCUUUCAAAUAAUGCUUUAGAAUUGGUUUGCUGGAGAAACUAACAUAGGUGCUUUUGUUGUAUGGCGAUGAUUUUCGACUGAUUCUGCUACUGCUUCGAUUUAAACUUAACAAGUCGUAGUAGUUGUUUCUCCACAAACUUACAGUUAACGUAUAAUAAUUGUGUGAGCCGACUGGCUUUGGACUGUUUUCCUUCCUUCUAUUUUUGCAGUAAGAUUAAUGUUAGACUAUGUAUUACAGUUACGCGUAUAGCGGUUAUCUAGUAUAGUAGCAGUUAUUUGGUA
This is a messenger RNA of Amaranthus tricolor (Joseph's coat), 1984 nucleotides long. RefSeq lists its product as uncharacterized. The transcript has 5 exons. Gene Ontology annotation, molecular function: aminoacylase activity. Gene Ontology annotation, cellular component: cytoplasm. Bases 266 to 1627 code for a protein of 453 amino acids. Gene Ontology annotation, biological process: amino acid metabolic process. Lineage: Eukaryota; Viridiplantae; Streptophyta; Magnoliopsida; Caryophyllales; Amaranthaceae. The record is from RefSeq and is a predicted model, not a curated record.